Plasmodium berghei ANKA is the source of this 2967-nucleotide messenger RNA. RefSeq names its product inorganic pyrophosphatase, putative. Gene Ontology annotation, molecular function: diphosphate hydrolysis-driven proton transmembrane transporter activity; inorganic diphosphate phosphatase activity. Gene Ontology annotation, cellular component: membrane. Bases 1 to 2967 code for a protein of 988 amino acids. The transcript has 2 exons. Lineage: Eukaryota; Apicomplexa; Aconoidasida; Haemosporida; Plasmodiidae. The record is from RefSeq and is a predicted model, not a curated record. Gene Ontology annotation, biological process: proton transmembrane transport.
AUGGAAAUUAAUUGUAAUUCAAAGUAUCACGAAACACCAAUAAACUUGAUGAGUAACCAAAACAAUAAAACAUUUUUUAAAAAUUAUAGUUACCAAAAUGUAAAUACAAUGGAAGAUGGUGAAAAAAAUGAAAAAAAAAAAAAAAAAAUAUUUUCAGGAAAAUUUAGUGGAUAUAAAAAGUUAAAAUUUCUUAGAUUUUGUAAAUUAUAUAUUAAAAAGCCAAAAAGACAACGAAUAUUAAUUAACAUAUUUAUAUUUUUUGUAUUCUUAUUAAUACUAUAUAUAUGUUACAAAAAAAUAAAUAAUAUUAAAACAAAUUUUUUGAUUGCCUUAGUUCUUUACAGUUUAUAUUUUUUAUUAUUUUCUCUUUAUAUUUUUAGUACAAUAAUGAAUACCGAAAAUAAAUCUUAUGAAAUUAUUAAAGAUACUGAAAAUAUGUCUAAAAGAAAUAAGUUAAUUGAAAUGCCAUCAAAGGGAAUGUAUUUACAAUGUUACCCUGGAAAUUUUUCAUAUAAUAAAAAUGAAAAAUAUUAUAAAACAUAUGAAAAUUGUUAUAUAAAAAUGAAUCGUGAAAAUAAUAAUAUAAAUUAUAAUGAUUCUAAAAAUGUAUCCAAAUAUGAGUAUAUAGAUGAUAGCAAUAAAAUGAUUGAUAAACUUGGUGAUGAUUGUGAAAUGAUUUCUAUUGAAAGCAUAGCAAAACCAAUAAAAGAAGGUGCAGAAGGAUUUUUUACUGUUCAAUAUAAUUAUAUUUUUAAGGUAUCUAUUUUUUUUACAAUAUUAAUUUUAUUAUUACAUAUAAUUAGAGGAAAUGAUAUGAAAUUUCCACAGGAAUUUGGAUAUAUCCAAAAUAAUCCUGUUUUAGAUACAUGUAUUUUAAAUACCAAUCAAAAUAUUUGUUAUGUUGUUAUAUCUCCAUUAUCAUAUGGUCUAAUAACUUGCGCCUCAUUUUUAUUAGGAGCUAUUUGUAGUUCAUUAGCGGCUUAUAGCGGAAUUUAUGUUUCAAUAAGAGCUAACAUGAAAGUAUCAAAAGCAGCUACAUAUUCAUAUAAUAAAACUUUAGUAACAUGUUUUAGAAGUGGAACCGUAAGUGCUAUUGUAAAUAUAUCCUUAGUAAUAUUUGGUAUUUCAUCAUUGUUAUUAAUAGUAAAUAUAUUAUACCCAACUAUAUCUUUUACAAAAUAUCCAACCAUAAUUGUUGGUUAUGGUUUUGGCGCAUCCUUAGUCGCAAUGAUAUAUCAAUUAGCUGGUGGUAUAUAUACAAAAGCUGCAGAUAUAGGUGCUGAUUUAGUAGGAAAAAUUGAAAAAAAUAUUCCAGAAGAUGAUGCAAGAAAUCCAGCAGUUAUAGCUGAUUUAGUAGGUGAUAAUGUUGGUGACUGUGCAGGGCAAUGUGCUGAUUUAUUUGAAUCGAUAUCUGCUGAAAUUAUUGCAUCUAUGAUAUUAGGGGGUGCAUUAUGCGAAAAUAAUAUAAUCUCGGAUUCUGUUUGUAGUUAUUUUGUUUUAUUUCCUUUAUUUAUACAUUCAAUGGAUUUAUUUGUAUCAACAAUAGGUUCAUAUUUAGUUUACACAACAAAGGAUAAUCUGUUAUUAGGGGGUGGUAAAAAAAAUUUUGAAAAAAAUAGUUUGAAUUUUAAUGAAAUAAUUUCAGAAAAUUUAGAAGAUCCAUUAAAAAUUAUGUUAAAGGCAUACUUUAUAACUUGUGGUUUUUCUAUUUUAGGAUUUUCUUUAUUAUGUAAAUUUUUAUUUAGUAGUAUUGGUAGUGUUACAAAUAUUGAAGAUGGAACUUAUAAUAUAACAAAAGGAAAUGCAUGGAUUUAUUUUUCACUUUGUGGAAUUAUUGGAAUGAUUUGUUCAUAUUUAUUUGUCAUAUCUACACGAUAUUAUACAGAUUCAUCUUAUCCAAAAGUUAAAAAAAUAGCACAUGCAUCUUUAAGUGGACCAGCCACAAAUAUAAUAGCUGGGUUAUAUGUUGGGCUUGAAUCGACAUUUUUUCCGAUUAUAAUUAUAUGUAUAUCAUUGUUAUGUUCCUAUUAUUUAGGAAUCCAAAGUAAUAUAAAAAAAGGAAGUGAUGUGAUAAAUGGUUUAUAUGGUACAUCUAUUGCAACAAUGGGAAUGUUAUCAACAUCUGUUUUCAUAUUAAGUAUGUCAAAUUUUGGACCAAUAGCUGACAAUGCAGGAGGAAUUGCACAAAUGUCUAAACAACCUGAAUAUGUAAGGACAAUAACAGAUAAGUUAGAUGUAGUUGGAAAUGUAACGAAAGCUAAUACAAAGGGAUAUAGUGUCGGUUCUGCUGCACUUGCAUGUUUUUUAUUAUUUUCAGCAUUUCUUAGUGAAGUGUCUGAUAUAUCAGGAACAACAUUUGCAACUGUAGACAUUGCAUUACCAGAAGUAUUUAUAGGAGGUAUUCUGGGUUCUGCAAUUGUUUUUUUAUUUGCUGGAUGGUCUUUAGAUGCAGUUGGAAAUACAGCAGAGGAAGUUUUAAAAGAAGUUAGAAGGCAAUUUAAUGAACAUCCAGGAAUUUUAUCAUACAAAGAAAAACCAGAUUAUCAUAAAUGUGUAUAUAUAAUAAGCAAAAGAGCAUUGAACGAAACAUUUAAACCUGGAAUGUUAGGUAUUUUAGCUCCUAUAAUAAUAGGUAUUUUAUUUAAAUUUAUAGGAGUUUUACAAAACAAUAAAUUAUUAGGAGCACAAGUCAUGGCUUCUUUUAUAAUGUUUUCAACUUCUACGGGUAUACUUAUGGCUUUAUUUCUAAAUAAUGCUGGUGGGGCUUGGGAUAAUGCAAAGAAAUAUAUAGAAACUGGUAUAUAUGGUGGGAAAAAUAGUCCAGCUCAUAUUUCUAGUGUUAUAGGAGACACGGUUGGCGAUCCAUGUAAAGAUACUGCUGGUCCUUCUAUACAUGUUCUUAUAAAACUGAUUUCAACCAUAACCAUGGUGAUAACCCCUCUAAUAGCUUCAAGCCCAAACAAAUAA